Molecule: messenger RNA, 1912 nt
Organism: Eruca vesicaria subsp. sativa (arugula)
Lineage: Eukaryota; Viridiplantae; Streptophyta; Magnoliopsida; Brassicales; Brassicaceae
Source: the annotation of a GenBank genome assembly
CAUCGCUCUGAAACCACUUUUUCUCUGUCGUUUCUUCUCCGAAUCCAAAGAGUGUGUGUGUGAGAGAGAGAGAGAGAGAAUUUUUGUGUCGCGAGCUCCGCGUGGAUAAUAAUGUUGGCGAUGGACUCGAGAUCUUCUCUCCAUCUUCAUCGCUCCUCCCCUCGCGUUGACCUAAUUUCCGGUGUGAGAAUGAAACCUAGUCCUGCUCCGUGUACGCCUCGAAUAUGUGGAUUUAUAUUCUGUUAAGCUUCUUUUUCUUUUAACCUCGCAUCUGAAUUUCGAGAUCUGAUCGUAAUUCCCGAAGAAAUUGUGUGUUCUCGAAGCUUCUAGUGGAAUUAGGGUUUGUUUGGAAGAAUUGUGGAUUUUUAGGGUUUUUUUUUUGUUGUUGUUGUUUGUGUUUUGCUGAGUCAUUAAAAUGUCUGAGAAGAAAGAAUUAGGGUUUCAAAAGACUGUUAUUAGCUUGAAAGAGCAGUUAGCGAGAACUACUCUGAGGAAUUUAAGAGCACAAGGUCACACUUACAUUGAGUUACGUGAGGAUGGGAAGAGAUUCGUCUUCUUCUGCACUUUGUGCCUUGCUCCGUGCUACAGUGAUGCAAUCUUGCUUGGACAUUUGAACGGGAAUCUUCAUAAGGAGAGGUUGUCUUGUGCUAAGAUCACACUUCUUGGUGAAAAUCCGUGGCCUUUCAAUGAUGGGGUUCUUUUCUUCGAUAGUUCGACGGAAGAAGAGGAGAAAAAGUUGAUCUCUUUUGGUGGUGAAGCUGGUCCUUUGCAGCUUUGCAGUGAUGGUGGAAGAUUAGAUAUUGUUGUUUAUGAUGGAGCUCGAGAUGAUCAACCUGCUGAUGAUGAAGUUGGACACUGUGCAGAUGAUCUGUUGAUCUCUGGUUUGUUGAUCAAGGAGAGGACACUUGAUGUGGAAGCUAAGUUUAUUGGCUUUGGACGUAUUGCUGCUAGGUUGUUUGAAACGAAAGGACGUACGACUUGGAUUGAUAAGUUAUGGUGUGAGUGGUUAGGAAAAGACGGUCCUGAGGAUGAGGAGAAGGCUGUUGUACCAGAGCAUGACUUUGCUAUUGUUACGUUCUCCUACUUUUAUAAUUUGGGUAGGUUGGGUUUGCUCGACCAUCCGAGCCGUCUUCUGACGUCAGAGUCAGGGAACGGGGAAGAUAGUGGAAGGAAGAGAAAGAAGUCCUUUUCGGAUCCAGAGGAUACAAGUGAUUCUCUGUGUAGUCAGGAUGACUCUUCUGAGGAGGUUUCUUCAGCUCGUGGCUCAAGAGCUUUACUAGCUAAUUAUGAUGAUCAUCUCGUGAGCAAGAGAGUCAUCAAGAACAAAACGGUGAGAAGGGAGCUUAGGAAGCAGCAGAGGAUAUUUUCUGAAAGGAUAUGCGAAGUCUGUAAGCAGAAGAUGCUUCCUGGGAAAGACGCGGCGGCAAUACUGAACACUAGGACAGGAAAGCUUGUGUGUGGUAGCAGAAACCUCCUUGGUGCGUUCCACCUAUUUCACGUGUCUUGUGUGGUACACUGGUUCCUCUUCUGUGAGAGUGAAAUACUUGGGAACAAGAUGGUUAGUGGGAAAGGCAAAAAGAGAUGCACAAAGCAUCAGAGUGGUGUGAAGUGGAAUGGGUUGGUUGGAGAUGUGAGCUGGCAAAUAUUCUCAGUGUUCUGUCCUGAAUGCCAAGGCACUGGUAUAAACAUUGAAGGAGAUUUGAUUGAGAGAGACACGUUUCCGCUUUCUCAGACUUGGAGAUUUGGUGUGAAAGUGAGUGAAGGUAGAAAAGCAUGGGUGAAAAAUCCUGAGAAGUUGGAGAAUUGCUCAACAGGUUUUCAUUUUCCGCAGCCGGAUGAAGGAUCUGUCAAGGGUCAGGAGGAGAGAGUGCAGAACAUGAAACUAGUUCGUUUCUACCGUGUGGAGUUGUAA